Fusarium fujikuroi IMI 58289 is the source of this 1296-nucleotide messenger RNA. RefSeq names its product related to HET-6OR heterokaryon incompatibility protein (het-6OR allele). Lineage: Eukaryota; Fungi; Ascomycota; Sordariomycetes; Hypocreales; Nectriaceae. The record is from RefSeq and is a predicted model, not a curated record. The transcript has a single exon. Bases 1 to 1296 code for a protein of 431 amino acids.
AUGGCAACGAUACGUCUUGGGAUGCGUUGUCAAGGCCCGAAAACCAAAGUCUUGACUUGGGUGAACGAGGAUCCACAUGGUCGUUGUCCAGUACUCGAGUGGAAUAUCGUUUCCACGGCCUUCACUGGUGGCUAUAGAGAAGGAAUACUGGGUCUAUAUCAGCUUGUUUCUUCGACACAAGCCUGUCAAGCGACUGACCCCCGCGAUAAGAUCUUCGCGUUGCUAGGCCUCGCCGGCGUCUGGACGUAUGGUAUCACACCUGACUAUCAUAAGACUGAGUCAACAGUCUUUGCAGAAUUCGCUUUGAAGGUUAUAUCAGAAGAAAGGAACCUUGAGAUCCUCAAUCACACAUAUAUAGAGGAACCUAAUGACAAAGAACGGCGUCCUCUUUGGGCGCCGAGGUGGCAUCACAAGGACGCGACUGCACGCUUCACUAUGAAACCUGGCAGUUUCAAAUCUUCAAACACAAUGGAGAUGAGGAUGAGAUCACUGGAUGGCGGCCAAUCCUUAGAAUUGAGAGGUCUGCAUAUCGACAAGAUCAAAGAGACUAAUAAUAAGUGGGCAUACCAAGAUAUCAUGGCUAUGGGUAGCAUGGCCAUCGAUCACAGAUGUCUCCUGGAAGACCAGUAUGGUUCGGAAAUUAUUACACCAACUGUUUUAACGAUGAUAAAUGGCCGAGUACAGUCUAUUGUCGGUGAGCUGAGCCGCCCAACAGAUAACUCCUACCUCAAUUCCUUCGCCGCUUUUGCUUUCCAAUCACUUUUGAUGGUUUUCUCCAAUAAAGAUUACAACGAAAAGUUUCUGAAAGCAAUGAUUCAGCUUAUCAAAAUGGCAGUCCAAACUUAUCUUUCUGUACCGCAGAACGAGUCUAUCUUUGGAGAACCUGAAGUAUGGGAGUUCAUAGAUGAUAGGCUGGACCAGCUCUCUCCAGAAGACACGGAAACGAUAUCAUCCUAUGUGGAUAUUCUUGAGAGAAUCUUCAGUGACAUUGGAGAGGAUGCUGCGGCCUUCUCAGGGAAUCUCGUACAUAGUCACGGUAAAAAGUUCUUCAUUACGGAAAAGGGCUAUCUUGGUACUGGCCCUUGUUGUUUAGAGGCUGGGGACUCUGUAUGCAUUCUUUUCGGGGGAGAAAUGCCGAGUAUCGUUCGCCCAGUUGCACCCUCCAGCGAUGAGUAUCUAUUUCUUGGAAACGUAUAUGUACAUGGGAUAAUGGAUGGGGAGGCUAUUACUACUUGGGAGGAACAGAAGGAUUCCCAGGAUCCUACAUUCCAGGAACAGUUUUUUAAAUUAUUAUGA